AUGUCUUCGAAAGCUGCCCCCGCCGUCACUUCCCCGCUUCACCCGCCUGUCGGGACGCUCAUUGAUGGAGGCUCUCUAGAACUCGUCGAAGUGCUGGGCGUCGGAGGCUAUGGCGUUGUCUAUCGUGCAGUCGACACCACUCGCCAACCCGGAGGCCAAAAAUCAUACGCCGUCAAAUGUCUCGUAGCCUCAGGGCACCAAACUCCGCGUCAAAGGCAGAUCCAUAUCCGAGAAAUUGCGCUGCACCAGCUCGCUUCUGCGCAUCCCGGCGUAGUCACUCUUCACCGAGUAGUCGAACAGGGCACCCAUACAUACAUCAUCAUGGAUUAUGCGACGGACCACGAUCUGUUCACCCAGAUUCUACACAAAUGUCGCUAUCUUGGGGACGACGCUCUGAUCAAGGAAGUCUUUCUCCAGCUGCUCGACGCAGUUGAAUAUUGCCACAAUCUCGGUAUCUAUCACCGAGACUUGAAGCCAGAGAACAUCCUCUGCUUUGACGAUGGCCUUCGCAUCGCCAUCACCGACUUCGGUCUUGCUACCACUGACAAGCUCAGUGACGAAUUUCGCACUGGAAGCGUUUAUCAUAUGAGUCCAGAAUGCCAAGGCGGAGAGUUUGCACCGACAGGCAACUAUUCCCCCAUGUUCAACGACAUCUGGUCUCUCGGGAUCAUCCUGCUCAACCUUGCGACAGGUCGUAACCCUUGGAAGUCCGCGACUCCCAGCGAUCCCACCUUCCAAGCCUACUUGCGCGAUCCCAUGGGCUUCCUGCCGACUGUCCUCCCCAUUUCCCCUGAAGUCAACGAGAUCCUCGUCAGGAUGCUCGACGUUGACUGGCGCGAGCGCAGCACCCUGCGUGAGGUGCGCUACGCCAUUGAGGAAAUCAAUAACUUCUACUCAGACGGUGUCGUCUUCGAGGGAAGUAUGGCCCGCUGCCCAUGGGAAUCCGGUAUGGAUAUCGACAGCGCGUCUUCGGGUACCAACCCCGAGGACAUUGGCCCCCAAUCGCCUACUGCCCAGGCCUUCCCCGAGGAGGUCGACCCGCAACUAGGCUCGCACUGGAGCAAGGACUCCACUUCCGAUAUUGUAUUCGCCACUCAAUCUUUGGCGCAGGAAUCAUCUUAUGGUAUUCCAUGGACUAAUUAUUCAUCCUGCGGAGCGACUUGGGCCUACGAAUCCCCAGUCUCCUCCGACUCUGAGCCUGAUCACUUCCGCAUGGACGUUUUCGAGCGCUCUUCGACACCAUCCUCUGUCCAGACGGCAGAAACCUCCCUCCCGCCUACCCCCAAUCACCACGACACCUCCUUUGGCCAGAAGGCCACCAAGCCCGAGCUGCGCUCUACGUUGUUGAUCAACACUAACAUCCCAAGACCGCGUAUUUAUGACGCCAGUGCUAGCAUGACGUCCUACUCGACGGGCACCUCUAUUAUGCAGACUGCCAUCGAAUAUGAUCCAUACUCAUCCAUGUUCUUUAUCAACAGCCCUAUUUCUCCCGGUAAGGUGCUAGUCAUGCCCGACUCAGCAAUUACCGCCGUGGGCGAAGACAAAGACAUGACCUCUCCUACUGUGUGGUCCGCCUCCUCUGCCACUCAGACAUCCUCUCUCUCGAGCUACUCCUCUUCCUCAACCUCAAGUUCUGUCGCCGAUGAGGACCUACGUUUUGCGCGCUCAAGAACACCUUCUCCGGAACCUGACGUCCAUUGGACAUCGUUCCCUGCUCAGGUACAGUCUCUUCAAGCUCAACAAUGUCAGCUCUCUCCAUCCGUGUCAACCCAAAUAACCGACGUUCUUCCUCAUUCUUCAAGGCCCAACCACUCGUUCCUUUUCGCUUUCAACAAACAUCCGCACGCGCACCCCACCGCCAGCGCCGCAGCUACCGUCAACACCACCUUCGCCAGUGGUACCCCCACUUCCUCUGCUAGCGGCCACAAGUCCAGCACCUUCAGCCGCCUCGCGAUCAAGCUCUUCCCUCGGUCGCCAUCACCGUCGACUCCAUCAAGCACAUCGGACUCGACGGUUUCACGUGGACGCGCUGCAACUGAAGCAUCUCAUUCACCCUUUGCGCGCCGCCAAACGCCUUCUCCGACACCUCACGCGGCUGCCUGGGGCCACUCUGCGGUGGCAGCGGGAAACAAGGCGGGAUCUGCUUUUCAGCAAGAACAUGAUGGCCGACAUACCGCUGACAAAGAGGUUCAGCAUGGCGGUGGCUCUUCCCCACAGCACCACCACCUUCGCUCGACCCGCCAUUGGUACCUUCCUGGCCGGUUCCGGACAUCUGCUGAGGUGAACUAA
Molecule: messenger RNA, 2289 nt
Organism: Psilocybe cubensis
Lineage: Eukaryota; Fungi; Basidiomycota; Agaricomycetes; Agaricales; Agrocybaceae
Exons: 2
Coding region: 1-2289 (762 amino acids)
Biological process (GO): protein phosphorylation; intracellular signal transduction
Molecular function (GO): protein serine/threonine kinase activity; ATP binding
Source: RefSeq, a predicted model, not a curated record